CCGAGUCAGCAAGGCGGGGCCAGCAGAGGGCGGGACUGAAGGGACUAUGGCGAAGGAUUCGAAUUCCGAAGGAGUUAAUUCGCCGGUGGAGCUACGGUGGCAUUGGAGUUUGCUUCCUCACUUCCCCAAAACUUCGAGAGGAAGUCCUCUGUUGAGCAGAGACAUUAAAAUUCUAACCACCAUAGCCAAUUCGGGUCAUAAACAACCAAAUGAAUGGGAGCAACUGUGGCCUUGGCAAGUCCAGAAACAUAGGUUACACAUGAGGAUAAUUUGCUAAGACAUCAAGCUAUGCAGAAAAACUCCGAGAGGAACCAUAAUUCAAGAAUUUCUGGCAUAGAAUUGAAUUCUGUGGAUGCUGAGAAGGAAAAAAAAAAGAGUCAAAAUAACUUUGUUGAACUGCUACCUCCAGAAGUUACUUUUAAAAUUUUCAGUCAGCUAGACAUUGGGAGUCUGUGCAGGGCUUCACUAACCUGCAAGAGCUGGAAUAACAUAGUAAGAAACAGUGACUCCUUGCGGAAACCUCAUUGCUUGACUCUAGGAACUGUAUGCCAAAGAGAAAUAGACGAUGAUCUAGAAAGUGGAUACUCCUGGAGAAUAAGUUUAGUCUUUGUAGUCUGUAGUGUUUUUGACAAUGUGGUGGUAGGCCAACUCCACCUUCUGCAUGAGGAGGUAAUACUACUGAGGAAUUACCAGAAGAGUAAAGUGAAACACGAAUGGCUAAGUGGCAGAUACAGCAACAUAUGUUCUCCUCUGAGCCUACCAGAAAAAAUCAUGUACCCAAUGGAUGUAGAUACAUGGGGGGAAAUUCUAGAAGCAGAACUGGAAAGAAAAGCUGAAAAAUUACCAAGAUCUUAUAACUUUGAGACUUUGAAACUAAAAUAACUCUUGGGUUCAUUUUUUUGUUGUUGUUUACCAUUUUAAUGUUUAACAUUUAGAAGAAAACUAAGUAGAAAAUAAU
Mustela erminea (ermine) is the source of this 958-nucleotide messenger RNA. RefSeq names its product F-box protein 48 (gene FBXO48). The transcript is spliced from 4 exons. Lineage: Eukaryota; Metazoa; Chordata; Mammalia; Carnivora; Mustelidae. Gene Ontology annotation, molecular function: protein binding. The record is from RefSeq and is a predicted model, not a curated record. Bases 289 to 882 code for a protein of 197 amino acids.